Messenger RNA from Pseudomyrmex gracilis, 3839 nucleotides. RefSeq lists its product as uncharacterized. Bases 385 to 1902 code for a protein of 505 amino acids. The transcript is spliced from 5 exons. Lineage: Eukaryota; Metazoa; Arthropoda; Insecta; Hymenoptera; Formicidae. The record is from RefSeq and is a predicted model, not a curated record.
AACGAACGACGAUGAGCGUAGAAGGAGGAAAGGAAUGGCUAGAGGGACGGACAGACGGAUGGCCGGGUAACCCAGAUUGGGUCAGUCGAGCCGAUCCUGCGAAGACCGGCUGCCAGUAGUAGAGUGUUGGACGUCGUGAACGAUUGCGUUCGAUCAUUCAAGCGCGGUCAUCCUAUUGACCGGGUGCGUUUCGAUUGUGAAAAAGAAGUUGACUGCUAAAGAUUGACGCCGAUCGCCUUUAGGUGCGCACAUCUUAGGAGUAUUGAUGUCAGCGAUAGUCCGUGAAAAAAACGAAGCUGCAGGUCGAGAUGCAGUUCUUUUUUCGUAGUAACUGUAGCUAGCCGACAGUCGAGAGCACCCGGUGCCUUUCUCAUAGAUCGGACAAUGGCAAGAGGGAGAGCAGCCGUGACCUUCUCGAUCGUGAUCCUAACUGUGGCGUGUCUCGUUGUGAGGGUCAAGGCAGAAGCUGCGUCCUUGAACGAGACAAUUCACAAUGACGACGUCAUCGCUCAGAACGAGGUGCCGCUCUCUCACGAAUUUGAAAACAAAAACGACGAACUAUCGUCGCACGAACAUCCGCACAAUAUGCAUGGAAAACCGACCAAGUUCGAUAUAAAGUAUAACGCGGACGACAAAGCGGAGUAUCAGAUCGAAACGACGAGAAUAGCGAACGUCACGGCUAAUCCAAUCGAAAUGGAUUCAACGAUCAAUCAAUCUCCAUCAAAUUCGACAUCCGAAUGCAACGGAAAGCUCACGGUCUCGUGUAUCGGGGAGAAUUUCUUCAAUUUCCUGGAUUAUCUCUCAAGGGUUGAUACAUACAACGUGACAGAUUCCGUGCAGAUAAUAAGAAACCCCGAAGCGGACGUAGCGUGCAACGAAUGCAAGAACGACAACGAUCCGGACUCGAAGCUGGACGAGGUUCAUCACUACGUCCGGACACACAUGAUGAAGAUACAGCUCGAUAAGAAUUUGAACCUCGCCAGGAAAGCCAGGACGUUCUUCGGUUCUGUCUUUCAGGGAAAGAGUACGUUUUUAACAGGAUUCGGACUUGGUUUUCUAGCGUUCGGUCUGAAAAAACUGCUGCUGCCCCUGUUCUUCGGCGUGCAGAUAAUUAAGAGCGUACUACUUGCUCUUUUUCUACCUAGCAUUAUCGGCAGUAUUGGUAAUAUCGUCGGAAAAGGUGUCUCCACCUUCGCGCAAUCAUCGUACGUUCCGACCGCGGCACCCGAGGAAAACUUCGAAUUCAAGGAUAACACUGACCUUUACAACGACGACUAUCUCACGCGGCAACCCGUAGGCACAUUACCAGCAUCCGCCAUGUACGACGAGAGUAUGAUGCAGCCGCAGAAAACCCCGGCGGAAAUUGCGUCCCGCUACACGUUCGUCGAUCCGAGGAAACCUAACGCAAACGCGCUCUCGGAUCGUUAUUACAUGAGACACGUGGCCAUGCACGGACAAAAGAAGAAACAAGAUUUUAAGGUCUUCCAUGAGAUUCCAACAAGCUCCCUGCUACUGACGAACUACGACCCAUUCUACUCGCCACUGCUGUCGCGUCUUGACGCCGUUUUCUCUCGUCUCGGCUACAACACGGAAGGUUGCCGAGAAUACACGGUGUGCGCGAUGUAUCGAAGUCCCGCGCGAUACGCGCCGUACUCGAAUCUGGUCUCGGCACAACUGUCGAGAGAGCUGAACGAGCUGAGACGACCCACCAACGACAAUCCCGACGUCUUGCGCUUCUUCAGGUACAUGAAGGCCGCCAAGGACGGUCAGGACGGUCUUAAGUGCGAAGACGUUUACGCGAAUUGUGAGACCGCUCGGGAGGAUCAGACUCUGAAGCAGAAUCAGGCGAUGCUGGCGACAUAUCAGGACAUCAACAAGCUCGUUCAAGCCAGGAAGAUCUGAACACGACGGACGUUCGUACCGUAAAAAAAAGUAGAUUGCGUUAAAAACCCCAAUUUAUGAGCUACUUGAACAGUUCUAAUUGAAUGCGCAGUCACUGAAAAAAAAAAUGCAGCGACUGUUCUGAGGACUCAGCAUUCGUUCGUAGAUGUAUGUAGUGCGUGUGUAAAGUUAUAGAUGUUUUAAAGCAAAUUACGUACAUAUAUCACGUAAGCGCCUCAGAUGCUCGUUUAGUACGUCAAGAAAAAUGCAAAAACUCAAAGGUUUUUUCCUAAAAACAAAAAAUUGUAUUAACUGUUUAAUAUUAAGGAAUAAUAUUUCAUGUUCCUCUCGAUAUCAGAGUCUAAUGAUAUUUUUGAUAGAAGAACUUGAAAUUUGCAGUAUUGAAGCUUCUGAGAGCUUUGUAAUGUAUUAAUCUGUAAUAACCACUAAAACUUCACUAAUCGAACAAACUUUAAAGCAUUAUAUACAAUUUUUCUAAAUUAUCAUUGAUGGCAAAAAACAAUUGAUAAGUAUCCGAAAUGAUAUACGGCAUAGAUAGCGGCAAUGUAUUACACAUUGUUGUUGACAAAUUUCAUCUUUGAGAAAAAUGUCAAACGUUGGCUCAUUGUCGCAAGUAAACACUCUUUCCAUAAUUUUUUUGACAAUUUACCAAUUCACACUUCAACUUCAAUGAUCAAAAUUUACGAAUUGGACUUUGAAUUGCUGCUUCAUUCGUUUUAAUUACUUCUGAUUUUGUUUAUUUCCGAAUCUGAAAAAAGGAAAAUAAAUUUUCGAGCAACAAUCAAGUUAUCAAUGCCGCAAAUGGUUAUACUUUGCCGAGCUGUUAUACAAAAUUACGUGCGAUAAUAAACUAUAGCGUGACAUUUGACAUUUGUUAUUCUGAAAGAUGAAACAACAAUGUGAUACUGCCGCUGUCUAUGCGUCAUUUCGGAUACUUAUCAAUUAUCUCACAUACGUGCACUUGCAGUUUUUCAUGUCGGAAUUAUAAUCUUUGAAAAAUUUCUGUUAAUCAUUUGUACAAUUUCGGAAUAAUUGAUAAUAAAUAAUAUUCAUUAAAAAUGGUAAGAAAUAUAAAUUAUAUUAUAACAACGAACAUGCAUUUUCCAUAAUCAAUGAUUUAUAUAGUCGGUUAAUGAUUAUAAAUUCAGCGAAGAAAAUGCGUUAGAAAGAGAUAGCGAACAAACGUCGCAUCCUAUACAGAAAUAAUUAUCAGCAAACAGUAACUGGAAACUGUGUUGAUGUAAUUCUCAAGAACGUCUUGUGAUUUAUGCGACGUUUGGCUUUCGUUUACGGGAGAGAUUUAUGUGACUCAAUCUACUUCUCACAUAACAAAGUGAUUUCAAUAUGGAGAUGAUAUCCGAUUAUAACAUUUAUAGAGAAAGUUGUUCUUUCACAUGAUUUUCUUAAGAAAUUGUUAUCGAUAAUUAGAUUGUACUGCAGCGAGGGUGUAGUUUGCGCACACUUUCUAAUCUCUUCCGAGAAAAUUCUAAUUUUAAUGUGUUCUAUUAAUCAAGUGUUCUCACACACGAGUGAAUCACUCAAUCAAUUUAACGAUUUAAAUGAAUUAAGUACUUAAAGAUGUAGUUUAGGUACAAGAUAUAGCGUUUUUAAACGAUUAUUGUAUAGUUUAUUUAUUUAUUACUUUUAUUUAUCAUGUGUACAAAAUUUAAUUUUGCGAUUAUAUUUAUUACGACUAUUUAUUUGCAAAGAGAGUUAGUUACAAAGAUAAAUGUAUUUAAUUAAUUUAAAAAACGCGCGCGUCGCGUCAAAUGCGUGUGUAUUUAGAUAAAUAAUGUAAUUUAGUUAAGAAAAGUGCGAUUACCAUUACUUUCAGGAUAUACAUAUAUUUAUACAUAUAUAAUGUACAGACUACGUCAAUAAAACAUGUAUGACGUCAGAGCUUUCUCCAAAGCGAGGCGUCACAAUGUAUGAUAUAA